AUGAUUAGCCAAAAUAGCAUCCGUGAUGCUCUUCCUGUAACAGUAGACGGAACAGCAGAGGAAUCCCCUCUGCUAAUGUCAGUGCAGUUGCCAAAAGAAUUUCUUGAAAAUUAUCUUGCAGGAAAUUUGGAAAACACUCAUCUAAAUUGCACUGAUUCAGGCGUCUCGGUCAUAACAGGAGGAAGGUCUUACAUCUGUAAUUCAAUACCAGAAACAGCACCCCAUGAAGUGUACAAACUGAAUGAUUCUCGAUCUCUCCAACUUGUAGGCCGAGUAUAUCAACGUCUCCAAUUGCGUCGAGAAUUUGAUAGCCGUAUGGCAGAACGGGUGAAGAGUAGAACGAAAGAAGCACAAAAAGAAAAAGAAGAAAAAAGAAUUGUUACCCUUCAUGAUACGGCUUCCAAGCCUACCCAAAGCACCCAAAAACCAAAAACACAUCGAUUACCUCAAAAAAAACUUAAUCGCCCCCUAAAUUCAUCUACUCUUUCUAAGACAUCUUCUCACAAUAGUUUGUCUUCAUCAGUCCCUACUCGCUCCUCUUCUCCACCUGUACAUGUUACAUCGUCAUCUAAUUAUCCAGCAUCCUCUUCUUCUUCAUCUACGAAGAACAAUCUUGAUCUUCGUUUCAGAAUCAUUCAACUGUUAGCUGUCGCGGCGGAACAGGAGGACGUUCUUUUGCAACGCACGAAAGCUUUACCCACUGAGUUGCAUUCUUUACUGCCCGAUAUCGCUCGAAAAGACCAUUACGGAAGGUGGGAAUUGCUUCCGAAGGUUUACAAAGAAGUUAGGGUAUACGACUGGCGGCCUUACAGUGUUGCUGAUCGACGUGCCGUAAUCCAACGGGCUACUCUUGCCUUUAAUGAACUAGGUCUACCACAGGAUGCACCGGAGCGUCUAUCCUUGGGUUCGGGUAUAAAGCCAUCAAAUCCAUUGUCAAAACACAAUGUCGACAAAAGAAUGUUCUCUAAUCAUGCUCCUACUUCGUCGGUACUAGCACCCUCCUUUGUGGACACAAACUCACCUUCGUCUUCCUCUUCACAUGCCUUACUAAAUAACAACUCACAUUCUCCUCGUCAAAAAUUUCCAAAGUCUUCUUCUUCGACUGAUUCACCUCCGUCUUCUGUUCAACAUAAAGUCUCAACCAACUUGUCUCGUACUGGUUCGGAAAGCUCAGCUGUGUCUAUAAGUGAUGCAGGGAACAUGAGCACUCCUGUCUCCGAUAUACCCUCACCUACUUCUUCCGCUAAUUAUUCCAACUUGUCAUCUCCUCAAGGGAAACGUAAAACAUAUUCCCCGUCAUACAGUCAUUCGAAUGCUCGAGCCGGCAUGCAUUCGACCAACGAUGUUUCAGACGCCUUAAAUCAGCAUCAAAAGCAAGAACAAUAUUUAUCAAAACCGAAAAAACGAAGACAACAACGGUACACGACAGAAGAAAUAAAAGCUUUAGCAUCACGUUUUCGGGAAACGUAUCCUCAGUAUAAAAAAUUAUACCAAAAAGUUUCAUACCUUUAUAAUAAUGCCGACACGGACAAUUCUGAUUUUUCGACGUUGCAAAGUGAACUGAUCUCAUUGCAUUCUCAACUUAAAAGCUGGAAAAAUACUCUUUAUGCCGCGUCCGAUGACCAACCAAUAUAG
Messenger RNA from Schizosaccharomyces octosporus yFS286, 1635 nucleotides. Its product is annotated as RNA polymerase II transcription elongation factor SpELL. The record is from RefSeq and is a predicted model, not a curated record. The coding region runs from base 1 to 1635 and encodes 544 amino acids. The transcript is spliced from 3 exons. Lineage: Eukaryota; Fungi; Ascomycota; Schizosaccharomycetes; Schizosaccharomycetales; Schizosaccharomycetaceae.